AUGGACCAGGCGGGGAAGAAGAAGUACGUCAGGCAGGUCACUGGGCGACACAAUGACACGGAGGUUCAUCUGGCGGCGCAGCGCGGUGAUCUCGCGGCGGUCCGGCAGAUCUUAAGAGAUAUCGAUGCCCAGAUGACGGAGACCGCCGGCGGGGAAGAAUUCGACGCCGAGUUGGCUGAGAUCAGGUCUGCAAUAGUUAACGAGGCGAACGAUCAAGGAGAGACAGCUUUAAUGAUAGCGGCGGGGAAGGGUUAUCUCGACGUGGUUGAGGAACUUUUGAAGUACGCGGACAAAGAAAUUCUUGCGAGAAAGAAUCAGGCCGGGUUUGACGCUCUGCAUAUGGCUGCCAAAGAAGGGCACCAAGGUAAAAGUUUCGCUUCUGCCCGAACUUUCCUCGAACUCCUUUAUAGAAGCGUCUCAUGCAUGGAAGCGGGGGGGGGGGGGCGUCGACGUCAUGCAUUAUCACGGAUGUCUCUUCCUUCAUAUCGCGCUGCCAUAAAGUUUGAUUGUUCCUAAUUAUAUGGUACCUAUGCUAUCUGGCCUUUCUACAGCUGUAGUUUUAUAUGAUCCAGGAGAGAGAGAUUUGUCUUUUACCCACGAAAUUCUUUGAUGAAUCAUCACAACUGCGCGACCAAGCUAGUUGUUUAUGCUAUUUUGGUUUCAUGUAGUACUAUUCCUGGCUGAUUACUGGCCAUUAUCUUGAUUAAAAUCGUAGUCUCUGCGAUGAAUACAUUUCUUUUUCUUUAUGUUAAAUUCGAUCUAGUAUUAGGGCCUUCUUAGUUUUUUACUCAAUCUCUUUAACAUUUACCUUAAACUCACAGAAUAAACACCUCUGUGCAACUGAGGUUGGGUUUACCUAUAGAAAAUCACGAAUUCAAAAGCGACGGUUGUUGAUGGCAUUUGCAUGCCAUGUGGCUUUUUUGCUGUGCUCUGUUGAAAGAAGUUUUCCAUUGAUUGGUUUUCAGCAUUAAUUACUAUUGCGGAAGGGUGUACUUUGUAUCUAUGCGUGAUAUAUCGUCCAAAUUCGUCGUUCACAUUUAUGUUCUGGCUGUGAAUUUCCUCUGUUUCCCUGCGAUUGAUAAUGCAUAUCAGGUGAGCUUGUGAAGAAGAUCGGAUAUGGGUCAAGAAAUCAAAUAUUACCGUGUGACCCUGCUUUUUUUUCUCUUUUGUGAGUGCUAUGCUGGGACCGAGACAUGUUUAUUUAGAGACAAAAUCCUUGAUGGUUUGAUUUGGUGGAAAGGUGAAUGGGAGGUAAGCCUAGCUUUUUCAAAAAGUUGCAUGUGAUAUAUGGAGAUUGGCAGAUGGAAAUAAUUUAAAGAAAAUGAGAUACUGUUAUGCGAUUUCGUGGAUUUUUCUUCACAGAUUAUCCAUGGCAAUGACUCUUAAGGUGAUUGUCUUAUUGAUUUAAAAUAUGCAUCUCGUGAUGGUGUGAUAACUAGCCACUUUGUGGAUUUUUCACAGUUGCCACUUAGGUUUUUCCUUUUGUCAACUAGAUCUCCUAGGGAGUAUAGGCUUGAAAGAAAGAUUUUUGUUUUGCUUUCCUCUCUUUUCAUUACUAAGAUCAUAGCUUUAAUCUGUUCCUAGCUAUCACCCAUUGCAACAUUUCGCAUUAUUUUUUUUCUAUCAGUCUUGGAUAUUGUUUCUGGAAUUCAUUGAAGUUCUAUCUGAAGUUCGUUGCAGUUGAAACAAAUCAUUUUGGCAAUUUUUAACUUCUACAAUUAGUUUGGAAGUAUAAACUCUUCUUCUGUCAUUACUAUUUGCUCCGAGAUAAUGUUAACUAUGUUACCAUCAGUAUCAGGCAAUGAUGAGAUAGAUCUUGCCAUCAGUUUUACAUGUGAACUGUGAAGCUGCCCCCCCAACCAGCCCUUCCUUUCUUUUUUUGUUUUCUUCAAUCAGGAUUGUGUGAUCACCAACUGUUCACCUCGGUUGAUUGAUCCACAUGGUUUGAGGGAUGUAAUAAAAAAUAGUCAGAGAAUGUUAUCAACCAGAGACAUUGCUGACUGGUCUGUGGUGUGGCAGAUGUUGUUACUCAGGAGAUAACAUCUAAAAGGCAUGGCUCUUCUCCUGAAUAAGCUGACCAAAAUCUGAUCAGAAUUGAUCUCCCAAGUACUGAGUAAGCUGAAAUGUGCCUCCAGAUCGUAGACCUUGUCAAAGCUUCCCUGCAUUCUUCACCACCUGCAGUUAGAAGCUGAAGGGUUUUCUAGCUUAUUAGCGAAUGUGGUUAGCGGGGAAGAAUGACCAACGUGGCGCCUCUACUGUGUCUCCCUGAAUUGCAUCUGUGGUGCAACUUUCUCUCAAUCUUCUUCUGAGAAAACGAAUGGUACCCACCAGCUGUUCAUGAGCCCUGCUAGAAAUGAACACAAUCUGUGCAUCCAUACGUGCCCCCUCCAAAAAAGUCUACUCAUAAUCAUGAAAUGAAAUCUAAUCGAUUUCCUGCUAGAAAUGGAAUGUGGGACACUGAUUUCGUCAGCCUGGAGUCAAAUCUUCUCAUAAUCAUGGAUCAUCCUUCUGUUGUGCUUCCAUGGAAUACUAUCAAGUUUAUGUUAAUUUUCGCUCCCAUUUCCUUUACAGUUCCUUCAUAUCCUUGAUUAAACUGACCUUCUCGGAUGACCACUUUUUCCACAGAUAUUGUCAAGGUGCUCCUGAACCACGACUCGGGGCUUUGCAUGACACUGGGGCCCUCAAACGCGACUCCCCUUAUAACUGCAGCAACAAGGGGGCACACACUGGUGGUAGAGGAGCUGCUGGAAAAAGAUGCCGGCCUUCUUGACCACGCAAGGUCAAAUGGCAAGAAUGCUUUGCAUUUUGCUGUCAGAGGAGGACAUUCAGAGAUUGUCCGUGCUUUACUCAAAAGGGAUCCAAAGUUGCCCCGGAAAACUGAUAAUAAAGGGCAGACCUCCCUGCACAUGGCCGUUAAAGGAACCAGCGCCGAGGUGGUCAGGUUGCUCCUCGAGGCAGACCCUGCCAUAGUGAUGCUCCCCGACAGGUCUGGCAACACGGCUUUGCAUGUUGCCACGAGGAAGAAGAGAGUAGAGGUGCUGUUCGUCACUGAUGUUCCUGGCCUUUCGCAAUCCUUCUGCUUCCUUGCAUCUUCUUCCAUUUGUUUCUUUCUGUCUGGAAUCCCUCUACCCUAAUGUUGUCGACUUCUUUCUGUAUCUAUAUUUUUUGAAAAACUCUUUACAGAUAGUGAACGAGAUGUUGCUCCUGCCCGAUACAAACGUGAAUGCGCUCACCAGAGAGCACAAGACGGCGCUGGACAUUGCAGAGGGGCUGCCCCUUUCGGAGGAAUCCGCAGAGAUCAAGGAAUGCCUGUCCCGCUAUGGUGCUCUGCGGGCAAACGAGUUGAACCAGCCGAGGGAUGAGCUCAGGAAGGCCGUGACGGAGAUCAAGAAGGACGUCCACACCCAGCUCGAGCAGACCCGGAAGACGAACAAGAACGUGAGUGGGAUCGCCAAGGAGCUGAGGAAGCUCCACAGGGAGGGCAUCAACAACGCCACCAACUCCGUGACCGUCGUCGCCGUCCUGUUCGCCACCGUGGCCUUUGCGGCAAUCUUCACUGUCCCCGGCGGGAACGGGAACGACGGGAUAGCUGUGGCGAUCAACUAUUGCUCCUUUAAGAUAUUCUUCGUCUUCAACGCCCUGGCCCUCUUCACAUCGCUGGCAGUGGUGGUUGUCCAGAUCACGCUGGUCAGAGGGGAGACCAAGGCGGAGCGGCGGGUCGUCGAGGUGAUCAACAAGUUAAUGUGGCUGGCAUCCAUCUGCACCUCCGUGGCAUUCAUCGCCUCCUCUUACAUAGUGGUCGGCCGGCGCUUCGAGUGGGCCGCCAUCCUCGUGACAGUGAUCGGCGGUGUUAUAAUGGCCGGAGUUCUUGGGACCAUGACCUAUUUUGUGGUGAAGUUCAAGCACAGCCGCAAGAUCAGGAAGAGGGAGAAGUCGAUGAAGAAGAGCGUAUCCAACUCGUGGAACCGUUACACAGAGCUCUCGGACUCCGAUAUCAACCCAAUUUAUGCCAUUUGA
Spirodela intermedia is the source of this 4017-nucleotide messenger RNA. NCBI's taxonomy places the organism in Eukaryota, Viridiplantae, Streptophyta, Magnoliopsida, Alismatales, Araceae. The record is from the annotation of a GenBank genome assembly.